UUCUCUGAUUCUCCGAACUAAUACUGAUUGUAUGUUUCUGAUUUCGUUUAUUUUAAUAUUAAAUAUUAAAAUUUUGUAUUAUCGCUUCGCGUCUCUUAACCCAUUCUUAAUCCUGAAACAGGUACUACACCACCGUCCCCCAGAUUAUACUGCAGUAAUUGAAUUCAAAUAUCGCGUUAAAAGUGGUUAUUUUAAAUCCACUACAAACCAAAUCAUUCGUUCAUUAUUUUGAGCCAACUAAAAUAAUAUAUUAUCAUGGAUGGGUCUAAGAUGUCGCAAGAUGAACUCGUGGAAAAAUUAAAACAUCAAGUGGCGUUAGAAAAUAUAGAGCUAUUAUUGAUGAAAAUGAGUCGAUUGUGUUUCAACAAGUGUAUUAUAAAGCCAGGACCUUCACUAGAUAGUACUGAACAGAAAUGUGUUUCAAUGUGCAUGGACCGAUAUAUGGAAACAGUGAGUCUAGUUUCAAAGUCCUUUGGUGAACGACUAAUGGCUGAAUCCCAAAAUAUGCAUUAAACUAAAACAACAAUGCAUCAAAUGAGUGUUACUUGUAGCUAUAGUUUUCUGUCAUUCGUACUGUUAAUUGUUUAUUUACAUUUGUAAUUAAUUUUUAAAUACUACAAAUAAUUUGAUUGUAUAAAAGUAAAAAAUAAACAUCAGAAGUCUAAAAUCUUGUUAUUUUGCAAAGAAAUAUUCAAAGAUGUAUGUUAUGAGUCCUUAUCUUUUCUGGGCUGCCAUUUUGAGU
This is a messenger RNA of Acyrthosiphon pisum (pea aphid), 742 nucleotides long. RefSeq names its product mitochondrial import inner membrane translocase subunit Tim13. Lineage: Eukaryota; Metazoa; Arthropoda; Insecta; Hemiptera; Aphididae. The record is from RefSeq and is a predicted model, not a curated record. The coding region runs from base 256 to 513 and encodes 85 amino acids. The transcript is spliced from 3 exons.